AUGUUUCUUUUCAAACUUGGGCUUCUUAGCUUUCUCAUAAUCUUUGGGCGAAUCGAGGCGCAUUGGAUCGGAGAAGAGUACUGGACGAUCAUCGACUGGAAUGGUGCCAUUACUGAUGGCCGAUCGGUUGACGACUUUUUGGAGAUCCCCGGACCAGAUGGAGGCACAACGCCAAACGGAUGGGUGGCUUAUUGGAUAACCCGAACAAAGUACCCGGAGAUCCACUACGAAGCGUUCGGCCAUGCAAUCAAAAGAGAUGAUGGACGGAUCUGCGGCUAUUUUGUUGGCGAGGAGGAAGAAGUUGUUGAGGUGUGCGCUGGCUUUCGAAUUCUCUCCCGUCAUCGAACUGAUCAAGCUGAUGCUAAAGUCUUUCAAUGGGUGUUGGCCGGGCAUGUGACGAAUCGGGAUGAGACAGUCGGAUUCGUUCUUCAUCGAAUCGCCAGCACUAGACAUGGGGAACAGAUCAUUUACGGUGAUGCGAUGCUGUUGGACCGGCGAUUCAAAGCCGUUCGACCAGCAGUGUUCGAGGAUUCGAUUAUAAAAAUCGGUGUACACGAGUUUCCCUCAAGGGUUUACCUUCUUGUCAAGCUCACUCCCGAAGUUGGACCGAUUCGAACCGGACUUUAUGAAGGUCACUACCACGAUCCACACACAGAUCAUAAAGCUCACGGACGACAUGGACACCCUUUGCCGCUUCACCGACCACGAGCUGUUGAGACUAGAUCAGCUAUUUGCGCUCCCGGCUGGUACGGUAGGGAAUGUUCGGAAAGAUGCUCUGAAGGAUGUGAAUUUCCGGAGAGAUGUGAUUACACUUCGGGAUACUGUUCAAGGUGUAAACAAGGGUGGUACGGAAGUGGUUGCUCGCUAAGAUGUUAUGCAGGAUGUGAGAGCUGUGAUCAAAAUACUGGUCACUGUUUGAGCUGUCGCUUUGGAUAUCAAGUUAACCGUAACUACGAUCCAAUUUUUGAUCCACGCUCUUCACUCUACGAUCCACGAUACAACCCAUUUGAUCCACAGUAUGAUGUUGAGAAAGACAGGGAACGGUAUUUCUCGGGAAUCCCUUCAGGGAAUCCACCGCUCACCCCGCAAAUCGGAGUACACUUGCACUCGUGUCUUGACGGUACUUUGCCCGAUUCAAUCCAGUCACCAUCACAUCCAAAUCGAGUGGCAAAUUCUCCA
Mesorhabditis belari is the source of this 1179-nucleotide messenger RNA. The record is from the annotation of a GenBank genome assembly. NCBI's taxonomy places the organism in Eukaryota, Metazoa, Nematoda, Chromadorea, Rhabditida, Rhabditidae.